AGCGUUCGUUGUCCAGCCCUCUUUCGUCCAGCGCUAAUCCACGACCAUCACUCCUCGCUCCACCGCCCUUCACCACCAUCGACAUAAUCGCAGUAACCAAAACUGAAACUUGAUUACUGCUUUGACUGUCGCAGUAAUCGCAGCUCCCCCACCGGCGGUCCACUUCAUAAGCAAUAAUUGCCGCUGCGAAUUUCUGUUCCCAGUUAUCUGUGCCAUGGCAGCCAAUAUAAACAUGGAGAUUGAGGAGGAUGACGAUUAUGUUGAGUAUGUUCCUGUUGCAAAGCGAAGGGCACUUGAGGCACAAAAGAUUCUCCAGCGCAAGGGGAAAUCUGCAGCAUUGGAAGAGGAAGCUGAAAAGAUAAAACAAGUUGAGGCAAAGCCAAGUUUGCUUGUGAAGGCUACUCAGCUAAAGAAGGAGCUGCCAGAGGUCACUGAGACCGAGCAAAUGGUUCUGCAAGAGAAGGAGAUGAUUGAGCAUCUCUCUGAUAGAAAGACUUUAAUGUCAGUGCGUGAACUUGCAAAGGGGAUUACAUAUACAGAACCUAUGUUCACGGGCUGGAAGCCACCAUUAGCCAUCAGAAGGAUGUCAAAAAAAGCUUGUGACACCAUCCGCAAACAGUGGCAUAUUAUUGUGGAUGGAGACGACAUCCCACCACCCAUAAAAAAUUUUAAAGAGAUGAGGUUUCCUGAACCUAUUCUGGAGAAGCUUAAAGCAAAGGGCAUUGUUCAACCGACUCCCAUCCAGGUACAGGGAUUGCCUGUUAUUUUGUCUGGAAGAGAUAUGAUAGGAAUUGCAUUCACAGGAUCUGGGAAGACGUUGGUUUUUGUGUUACCACUUAUCAUGGUGGCCCUCCAGGAGGAGAUUAUGAUGCCUAUUGUACCUGGCGAAGGGCCUUUUGGCUUAAUCAUUUGCCCUUCUAGAGAGCUUGCACGACAAACAUAUGAAGUCAUAGAACAGUUUAUAGAGCCUUUAAGGGAGAUUGGGUACCCUGAAUUGAGACCUCUAUUAUGUAUUGGAGGAGUUGACAUGAAGUCCCAGCUUGAUGUAGUAAAGAAAGGAGUUCAUAUUGUCGUUGCUACACCUGGAAGACUUAAAGAUAUGCUUGCAAAAAAGAAAAUGAACCUUGACAAUUGCAGAUAUUUGACAUUAGAUGAGGCAGAUAGAUUAGUGGACCUUGGUUUUGAAGAUGACAUCAGGGAAGUUUUUGAUCAUUUUAAAGCACAAAGGCAAACUCUACUUUUUUCUGCCACAAUGCCCACAAAGAUCCAAAAUUUUGCUAGGAGUGCUUUGGUUAAGCCCAUAACUGUGAAUGUGGGAAGAGCAGGAGCAGCCAACUUGGAUGUGAUCCAAGAAGUAGAAUAUGUGAAGCAGGAGGCAAAGCUUGUUUAUCUUCUUCAUUGUUUGCAGAAAACACCCCCUCCAGUUUUAAUUUUCUGUGAGAACAAAGCUGAUGUUGAUGACAUACAUGAGUACCUACUUUUGAAAGGUGUGGAAGCCGUUGCUAUUCAUGGAGGAAAAGACCAAGAAGACAGAGAGUAUGCGAUUUCAUCAUUCAAAUCAGGCAAGAAGGAUGUGUUGGUGGCAACUGACGUCGCCUCAAAAGGGUUGGAUUUUCCUGAUAUUCAGCACGUAAUAAACUAUGAUAUGCCUGCAGAAAUUGAGAACUAUGUUCAUAGGAUUGGACGAACAGGUAGAUGUGGGAAAACAGGAAUUGCCACAACGUUCAUUAAUAAAACUCAGAGUCCAACUACUCUUCUUGAUCUGAAACACCUGUUGCAAGAAGCUAAGCAAAGGAUUCCUCCAGUUCUUGCUGAACUUGAAAAUCCAAUGGCAGAUGAUGAUGCAAUUAUGAAUGCAAGUGGUGUCAAAGGUUGUGCCUACUGUGGCGGACUUGGUCAUCGUAUUCGUGAUUGCCCCAAACUUGAGCAUCAAAAAAGCCAACAGAUUGCCAAUCAAAGAAGGGAUUAUUUUGGAUCUGGUGGAUAUCGAGGAGAAAUUUGAAUUUUGUUUACAAUUUAUAUAUGUUGGCAAUACUUUUGCAUUUUCCAAUGCUUUUCUACUUGUGGAGAAAAUUCCUGUUGUACUAAUAUACCUUUAUAACUGAAUCUUAGUUGGCAUAUAUUUGAGGUAGAAAUGUGCUUCUAUUUCAUCUUUGUAGAUUUACUGCAGUGAAGAUUGUUCUAUGGCA
This is a messenger RNA of Ipomoea nil (Japanese morning glory), 2189 nucleotides long. Its product is annotated as DEAD-box ATP-dependent RNA helicase 35. Gene Ontology annotation, molecular function: RNA helicase activity; RNA binding; zinc ion binding. Gene Ontology annotation, cellular component: spliceosomal complex. Gene Ontology annotation, biological process: mRNA splicing, via spliceosome. NCBI's taxonomy places the organism in Eukaryota, Viridiplantae, Streptophyta, Magnoliopsida, Solanales, Convolvulaceae. Bases 215 to 2002 code for a protein of 595 amino acids. The transcript is spliced from 3 exons. The record is from RefSeq and is a predicted model, not a curated record.